AGGCCUGGAAGCCAGUCGAGGUAGCAGUGCAUCAAUAUGAGGGGAAGUCCACGUCUCUUGUUGUUUGCAAUAAACCUUCUUACUGAGUACGGGUCUGGAAAUGCACUCGAAAGCACUACUAUCCGUGAACCGGAACAUAUUGGAGGCAAAUUUGAGGAAAUUUUGUUAGUUCUGAGGACAGCAACGCUAGAACAUGCGAAAGAAAUCACGCAACUAAAGUCUGAAAAUGAGCACUUGCGGAAUGACAAGGAAAGCCUCAGGGACGACUACAAGAAAUUGAAGAAUGACUUCGAGAACAUGAGAAAAGAGCACGAAAACCUCAAGUCUAGCUUGGAGGAACAUUUCCGGGAAAGGGACGAACUUAAACUUCAACUGAACACCACGGAAGGAAGACUCCAAUAUCUGGAGGCUAUUACUCGGCAAAUAACUCCCCGAACGUGUCAGAUGUUGGCAGAACUUGGGAUAACACGAACUGGAGAAUAUUUCGUUGAUCCAGACGGAGUGUUGAGCGGCGAGGCACCCAUCAAAGUGCGCUGUGACAUGGAGACAGAUCCAGUAUCCACGAUCGUUCUUCAUGAUUCGAUGGGAAGCACUGUGAUAGAUCGCUGUGCUGAUCUUGGAUGCUACAGUCGCAGCAUGAAGUAUGGUGCACCAAUGAAACAGAUUGUGGCAUUGAUCGAGCAAUCGAAGUCGUGCGAACAGCAAAUAAGAUACGACUGUUUUACGACAGCCCUCACAACUGGAGACAAGCACUAUGCUUGGUGGGUGGAUCGUCACGGCAAACCUCAAUAUUACUGGGAUGGUUCACACACCGGGGAACACGUGUGCAACUGUGGCCUCACUUCUAAAUGCAUUGACCCGAUUCUGCCGUGCAAUUGCGAUGCGAAGGUUCCCCAAUGGGAAUCAGACUCUGGAUCAAUCACCGAUCCAAAAGCACUGCCUAUUAUUGAGCUCCGAUUUGGGGGAUUACGGUUUGAUUUUCAAAAGGCUAAUUACACUCUGGGCGGAAUGGUCUGCAGGGGCAAGGUUCCGCCUCCGGAAAAUCCAGCAGAAUCUUGUUCAUCGCUCCGCAAAGCUGGGAGCACCUACACUGGUUAUUACUUGAUCAACUCAAAGAAAGAUAGCUUGGAUGUUGUUAUGUGUAGAAUGGAUUUAGAAGAGACCAAUCCGGAGUUUCAGGUGGAGACCAGUGCACAUAUUGCAUGGGGUGGUUUUACCCAUCGCAAGGUUACGCUUCCGGACAAUCCAGCAGAAUCUUGUUCAUCUCUCCGCCAAGCCGGAAAUACUCACUCCGGCUAUUACCUGAUUAACUCCAAGAAAGGUCGCUUGGAUGUCGUUUUGUGUAGGAUGGAUUUGGAGGAGACUGACCCAAAGUUUCAGGUGGAGACCGCUGCACGUAUUGCAGUUGUGGGGCUUCACCAUGGCAAGGCUACGCCUCCGGACAAUCCAGCACAAUCCUGUUCAUCUCUCCGCCAGGCUGGGAACAUUCACUCCGGCUAUUACUUGAUCAACUCCAAGAAAGGUCGCUUGAAUGUCGUUUUGUGUAGGAUGGAUCUGGAGGAGAUCGAUCCAAAGUUUCAGGUGGAGACCAGUGCACGUAUUGCAUGGAGUAGUUUUACCCAUGGUAAAGUUACGCCUCCGGACAAUCCAGCACAAUCCUGUUCAACUCUCCGCCAGGCUGGGAACAUUCACUCCGGCUAUUACUUGAUCAACUCCAAGAAAGGUCGCUUGGAUGUCGUUUUGUGUAGGAUGGAUUUGGAGGAGACCGAUUCGAAGUUUCAGGUGGAGACCAGUGCACGUAUUGCAUGGGGUGGUUUUGCACAUGGCGAGGUAACGUCUCCAGGCAAUCCAGCCCAUUCUUGUUCAUCGCUUCGCCAAGCUGGAAACGCUCAUCCCGGUUAUUACCUGAUCAACUCCAACAAUGGUCGUUUGGAUGUUGUUAUGUGUAGGAUGGACUUGGAGGAGACCGACCCAGAGUUUCAAAAGGAGGCUGGUGCGCGUAUUGCAAGGGAAGGAGCUUAUUUCAAAGCCUAUGGAAGUAGGCACGAUGUAAAUGAGGGCAGCGUCGUUCGUUACUUCGGAGCCGACGUAAACGUUGGCUGGGCAUUGGAUCUCGGCAGUGGAAUUUUUACGGCACCUAUCAAUGGUAUAUAUGCGUUUCAUCUUCAUAUUGUGACUCAUGGUGGAGACACACAGUUACGUCUGAGAAAAAAUGGUGUAAAAGAAGCAGAACUGCGCUCUGAAGGCGACCCUUUUAUGUCGCCAGGCAACUCUAUCCUUCUGUACCUUAAUAAGCGCGACCAAGUUGAUGUCCUCUUGGAAAAGAAAGGGAAUUAUGUUUUCGAAACCAUGCGUUUUGUGGGUUAUCUGUUAUACCCUAUGUGA
Molecule: messenger RNA, 2385 nt
Organism: Darwinula stevensoni
Lineage: Eukaryota; Metazoa; Arthropoda; Ostracoda; Podocopida; Darwinulidae
Source: the annotation of a GenBank genome assembly